Messenger RNA from Tupaia belangeri chinensis (Chinese tree shrew), 1016 nucleotides. RefSeq names its product fructose-1,6-bisphosphatase isozyme 2. Gene Ontology annotation, molecular function: fructose 1,6-bisphosphate 1-phosphatase activity. The record is from RefSeq and is a predicted model, not a curated record. Gene Ontology annotation, biological process: sucrose biosynthetic process; fructose 6-phosphate metabolic process; fructose 1,6-bisphosphate metabolic process. NCBI's taxonomy places the organism in Eukaryota, Metazoa, Chordata, Mammalia, Scandentia, Tupaiidae. The coding region runs from base 13 to 954 and encodes 313 amino acids. The transcript is spliced from 6 exons. Gene Ontology annotation, cellular component: cytoplasm; cytosol.
UUUGGAGCCACAAUGUCGGACAGAAGCCCCUUUGAAACGGACAUGCUCACCCUGACCCGUUAUGUCAUGGAGAAGGGGCGUCAGGCCAAAGGGACUGGAGAGCUCACCCAGCUGCUGAACUCCAUGCUUACAGCCAUCAAGGCCAUCUCUUCUGCUGUGCGCAAGGCCGGGCUGGCCCACCUGUAUGGAAUCGCGGGAAGCGUGAACGUGACGGGAGACGAGGUGAAGAAACUGGACGUGUUGUCCAACUCGCUGGUGAUCAACAUGCUCCAGUCCUCCUACAGCACCUGCGUCCUGGUCUCCGAGGAGAAUAAAGACGCCAUUAUCACCGCUAAGGACAGGAGGGGGAAGUACGUGGUCUGCUUUGACCCGCUGGAUGGAUCCUCCAAUAUCGACUGCCUGGCCUCCAUCGGAACCAUAUUUGCCAUCUACAGGAAGACCACAGAAGAUGAGCCUUCUGAAAAGGAUGCCCUGCAGCCUGGCCGCAAUAUUGUGGCAGCGGGCUAUGCCCUGUAUGGGAGUGCAACCCUGGUGGCCCUUUCUACAGGGCAAGGCGUGGACCUCUUCAUGCUUGAUCCGGCUCUUGGUGAGUUUGUCCUGGUGGAUAAAGAUGUCAAGAUUAAGAAGAAAGGAAAGAUUUACAGCCUCAAUGAGGGCUAUGCCAAAUAUUUUGAUGCAGCCACCACUGAAUAUGUGCAGAAAAAGAAAUUCCCUGAGGAUGGAAGUGCUCCCUAUGGGGCCAGGUACGUGGGCUCCAUGGUGGCUGAUGUGCACCGCACCCUGGUCUAUGGAGGGAUCUUCCUAUACCCAGCCAACCAGAAGAGCCCUAAGGGCAAGGUAAUUCCUCAUGCACUAGCUGGCCAUCUUGUCAGUGAGCCGGCUGGAGUUCCCUUUCUCCUGAUACAUACUGCUCGGGAACUGGGAACUGCGCUGCUCCCUGGCAUGUCUGUCUGACAGGGGGCAGGGCUAUUGCCCAUCAGUGAGGUUUUUACUUUUUAAAAAAAUUUUGCCUGAGG